Molecule: messenger RNA, 336 nt
Organism: Plasmodium cynomolgi strain B
Lineage: Eukaryota; Apicomplexa; Aconoidasida; Haemosporida; Plasmodiidae
Exons: 2
Source: RefSeq, a predicted model, not a curated record
CAAGAUGUAUUCUCUCAAUACGAUGGGAUAUACCAAAUAUGUUUGAUGUUUGCAAAAAAUUUGAAAGAAAUAGACCAGAUAAUGAAAACAUUAAGUGAUAGUAAUGAACGAUGUAGAUAUUUAUAUUUCUGGACAAAUGAUCAAAUAAAAAUGUUGGAUUCUAAUCAUAAAGUCCAAGGUAAUGCAAUAUAUUCUAUCGCUACAGCAUUAUUUUAUAGGAUCAUCGCAAAAAUAUAUGUACAUUUGAAUAUUAUAAUGAUUUUAACAAGGACUUAUAGAAAAAAUGGAAAUAAUUAUAUGAUUAUAUUAGAAAUAAAGAUGAUAUAUCAAGAUUAA